Molecule: messenger RNA, 417 nt
Organism: Zingiber officinale
Lineage: Eukaryota; Viridiplantae; Streptophyta; Magnoliopsida; Zingiberales; Zingiberaceae
Product: protein ABIL2-like
Exons: 5
Coding region: 1-417 (138 amino acids)
Source: RefSeq, a predicted model, not a curated record
AUGCGGCCGCUCGCUCCUUUGUCGCCCGCCAUGAUAAGUGGUGAAGCAGUAAGAAGACAAUUGUACUCUGUUGCUGAGUAUUUUGAGUUGUCAUACAUCACUGAUGACUACAAACAAUUUGUGGUCAACACCUUGAAAGACUAUGCUAUCAAGGCAUUGAUUAACACUGUGGACCAUCUUGGAUCAGUUUCAUACAAGGUAAAUGGUGUUCUGAAUGAGAAGGUUGAUGCUAUUUCUGUAGCAGAAUUUCGAGUUUCAAGUAUCGAACAGAAAUUUCGAACGACUCAAGAACUUGUCGAUCGCGAAGGGCUAACUCAACAGUCUCUGGUAAUCAAAACUCCUAGAUACCACAAACGAUAUGUUUUACCUGGCAAGUCUCUUUUCCUUCUACGAGGUCCACUGGUCCAACCAUCCUGA